UGGGGCGGCUGUCCUGGCUGAUCCAGCUCCAGGACUGCAGUGAGUCCGCCGAGCCGCUGGAGGCUAGCGCAGGCAGGCAGAGGAGGUCGAGACAGGCAGAGACAGCGAGAUCCUGAGCCGAGUGGAUCCCGGACGCGUGCAUCCCAGAGCCUGCUUCGAAAUGCAACAGGUCAUUCUAAGCCCUGGCUCAACCAAGCUGACCCCUACCCUACACAUUGGAUGGAGCUGAUCUUGAGUACCAGCCUGGCUAUGCUGACUCUGGAUCUUGCAUGUCAGCCAGAGGUGGCCCUGGGAUUCAACUUGAUCACGCUAACCCUGGAUCCCACACACCAACCAGAGCUGAUCCUGAGCCCCAGGCUAGCAGAGCCAACCCUGGAUUCCACAUGCCAUCCAGAGAUGACCUUCAGUCCUGGCCCAGCUGAGAUUACCCUGGAUCCCAACCACCAGUCAGAGGAGACCCCGGCUCCCAGCCUGGCUGAGUUGACCUUGGAGCCUGUGCACUGCCGACCUGAGCUUAUGGAUGCUUGUGCCGACCUCAUCAAUGACCAGUGGCCCCGCAGCCGUGCCUCCCGCCUUCACUCCCUGGGCCAGUCCUCAGAUGCCUUCCCCCUAUGUCUGUUGCUAUUGAGCCCUCACCCCACAUCUGAAGCAGCCCCCAUGGUGGUGGGUCAUGCUCGCCUGUCACGGGUGCUGGACCGGCCCCAGAGCCUCUUAGUAGAGACAGUGGUGGUGGCCCGGGCCCUGAGGGGCCGUGGCUUUGGUCGCCGUCUCAUGGAGGGCCUGGAGGACUUUGCUCGGGCCCGGGGCUUUCGCCAUCUACACCUCACCACUCAUGAUCAGCUGUAUUUCUAUGCCCACUUGGGCUACCGUCUGGGAGAGCCUGUGCAGGGCCUAGUCUUCAGCAGCCAACGGCUGCCCACCAACCUGUUCCGUGCCUUUCCUAGGGCUCCUGCUCCCCACCCACCCUCCAUGGUUCUUAGUCUGACUACCCAAGCUGCCCCAAGCAGCCCCAAGGGUCCCCCAUUGCCACCACCUCCUCCCCUACCCCAGCCGCUUACCCUUUUACCUCCACCUCCAGCAGGGCCCUUUCCACAAAACCUGCUGGAGACACAGUACCAAGACCUGAGGGGAUGCCCCAUAUUCUGGAUGAAAAAAGAUAUCUGAGAGCUACCUGAGACAAGGCACUGUCCUGGGUCACUGGACUGCCCAGGACAAUACUACCCUCAGCCUAGUGGCUAUACCUCAGCCCCUAGCCCCUGGGGCAGUUUCAGCCUGGGCAUGUUUCCUGGGUACUACUGGGGCCAGGAGAUGGUUCUGUAGUUAUGGCUCAGAGUGAUCAGUAUAGCUGAAUAAAGGCUUCUGUUGGGUG
Cavia porcellus (domestic guinea pig) is the source of this 1369-nucleotide messenger RNA. RefSeq names its product N-alpha-acetyltransferase 80, NatH catalytic subunit (gene Naa80). Gene Ontology annotation, biological process: protein acetylation. Bases 220 to 1164 code for a protein of 314 amino acids. Gene Ontology annotation, cellular component: cytoplasm. The transcript has 2 exons. Lineage: Eukaryota; Metazoa; Chordata; Mammalia; Rodentia; Caviidae. Gene Ontology annotation, molecular function: N-acetyltransferase activity; acetyl-CoA binding. The record is from RefSeq and is a predicted model, not a curated record.